This is a messenger RNA of Rodentolepis nana, 912 nucleotides long. The record is from the annotation of a GenBank genome assembly. NCBI's taxonomy places the organism in Eukaryota, Metazoa, Platyhelminthes, Cestoda, Cyclophyllidea, Hymenolepididae.
UUUCAUCCUACUCUUAUGGAGAAUGGCAGACGAUUUGAGCAAAUACCGUCCACCUCUGACCGGCUUGGAUCUGAACGAUCCAACAGUCCAAGCUAUCUUGCAGACGACCCCUUCCAGCUCUAUGAGGGACAACGGCUAUUCCCCUCUUCUCAGAGAUUGGGAGGCGUGGGAGAAGCACAGGAAAAUCAAAUACUUGAUGGGAUUGCUGAAGAAAAUUCGGCAACAAGUGAUUACAUUCCCGUAGAAAGAAUUCCAGAGCCUGCUUUCAGAUCCUACUAUACACUAAUAUAUUUCAAGCAUAGAGGUACUGUUGUGGAAGUGGGGUCCGAAUUACACGAGGAAUGGCUCAAUGCCCAAGACAUGCCUUCCAUUGCACCCAACAGUCCAUGCAGAUCAGACACACGUCGAGCACAAACCAAAGCAGCAUUUGCCCAACGUGCAGAUUCCCGUCAAGCUAAGUUCGAUGGCCUGCAUGCUGAAUUGAUGCGACGAGAUAUUCGACAGUUUGACGAAAUAUUGCAUAAGUUUUUCGUGAAGGGGAUUACGAAAUUAAAUUCCUCCAUGGGCGUUCAAUGGCGCGAAAUAGCCAAACAGCAAAUUCAGGGAGGAAAAGAAAACAAUUACCUCCAGAAUCUGGAAAAACUGGAACAUGAAUGCACUGCUAAGAAUCCUCGUAACGUUGAAAUUGGUACCAAUUGGCUAAUGAUGCUACUCAAUCAAAACGGUAUCAACAUUGAAGAAUUGCUACACGAUAUCGUGAUGAUUACGGAUAAGGCCACUCCAAAAGUCAAUACAUUAUGCUUCAAGGGUCCAACUUAUACUGGAAAUACUCUGUUAGCAGGUCUCAUCACAUCACAUUUAACGGCGGUUGGCGGGGGCGGGCGGACCAGACGCGGACAGGAUGACGGAUAA